This is a messenger RNA of Malassezia globosa CBS 7966, 539 nucleotides long. RefSeq lists its product as uncharacterized. The record is from RefSeq and is a predicted model, not a curated record. Lineage: Eukaryota; Fungi; Basidiomycota; Malasseziomycetes; Malasseziales; Malasseziaceae. Gene Ontology annotation, molecular function: actin filament binding; microfilament motor activity; ATP binding. Gene Ontology annotation, cellular component: vesicle; cytoplasm; actin cytoskeleton. Gene Ontology annotation, biological process: vesicle transport along actin filament; actin filament organization. The annotation marks the transcript as partial. The transcript has a single exon.
AUGGAUCAUGAGGGCCUCUCGCAUCUAGCGCCACUGCCGUCGGCGAUCGACACGACAAACCAGGUGCGCCUUUUCACACAUGUGCCUGGCGGUCUCAUGCACAUCAUGGACGACCAGACGCGCCGGAGGCCGCGAAAAAACUCGCUCACGAUGGUCGAGGCGAUGCAGCGCCGCUGGGUCCAUCAUCGUGCGCUGCACGUCGACAAGCCUGACCGCCUUGGGCCGCAGGCGUUCACCGUGACGCACUUCCACGGCCGCGUGUCGUACGACCCGCAUGGCUGGCUCGAGCAGAAUGAUGCGUCGUACGCGUCCGAGCACCUCGCCCUGCUGCGGGGUGCGACCGCAUCGACCUCGUCGCGCGACAGCGUGUUUGGCUCGACGAAUGCGUUUGUGCGUGGCUUGUUCCGGCACCUGCCCGAGACAGCGCACGUACAUACGCCCGCGACGCUGCGUCCGACACGAGCGCCCAGCACCAAACGCGUCGCGCGUCAGCGCACACUGCGUGCAGCCACGUCGCGGCAUCCGGACGACGACGAUGU